UGUAGCGUCUUACCUGGUACAUAACAUUUGAAGGAAGAACUACAAUUAGAAGGACUCAGGCCUAAAAAUGAAGCUCCUUCUUCUUACAACUGUUAUAGUGACCAUCUCCAAUGUCAGCGCAGGCAAGACACAGAGGAUGUUAGCAGCCAUGAUGGCAGGAAUGAACGGAGGAACGAUGGCAGGUAUGAAUGGAGGAAUGUUGGCAGGUAUGAAUGGAGGAAUGUUGGCAGGUAUGAAUGGAGGAAUAGUGAACCCCGCACUGAUUGCUGGAGGCCUGAACCCUGCGCUGAUUGCUGGAGGCCUGAACCUGCCUGUGGUGCCUGGUGGUGGGGCAGGUUUCGUUGGGCAGCCACAGUUUGUGCAGGUUGUUCCUAGAGUCCCUGCUUUUGCUCUGCCGGCCCCUGUUCCUAACGUAUACCCUGUUCCUGCAGUCAACACGCUUCCUUUGGCUGGAUUCCCUCAAAUGGCCGCUAUGAAUCCUCCUCAGCAGCCUCAGAUGGGGUUUCCAGGUGUUGCCAUGCAACAGCAGCUUCCCCCACAGCCUGAUCCUCUCAGAAGAUUCAGGCGUCAGAUUAUGAAACAGGGCAACAACAUGAAGAUCACUAUGGAUACUCAGAUUCCAGCUCCUACUGACAGCACAACAACUACUCUGUGUGAUGAAGAUGGUCAACAUGUGGAUAAUUAACUAAUAAUUAUUAUGACAAUAAAACUUGAUUUGUAUGAUUUUGGCCAUAGAGCCUAUGUGCAUAAAUGUCACAUGGAAAAAAGGUGAACUGUGCAUGUAAAAUAAAUAAAUCUACUUAAAAACAUCAAA
Solea senegalensis (Senegalese sole) is the source of this 814-nucleotide messenger RNA. Its product is annotated as elastin-like. The record is from RefSeq and is a predicted model, not a curated record. The transcript has 9 exons. NCBI's taxonomy places the organism in Eukaryota, Metazoa, Chordata, Actinopteri, Pleuronectiformes, Soleidae. The coding region runs from base 68 to 685 and encodes 205 amino acids.